Phyllostomus hastatus (greater spear-nosed bat) is the source of this 2604-nucleotide messenger RNA. It is a transcript of the gene HROB, whose product is annotated as homologous recombination factor with OB-fold. Lineage: Eukaryota; Metazoa; Chordata; Mammalia; Chiroptera; Phyllostomidae. The transcript is spliced from 10 exons. Bases 111 to 2090 code for a protein of 659 amino acids. Gene Ontology annotation, biological process: recombinational repair. The record is from RefSeq and is a predicted model, not a curated record.
GGGACCUCUGCGACCUCGCCUCAGAGCCCGGCCAAGUCUGAGUCCCUGGCGACCACUCGAGUUGGGGCCUGUCCGACUAACCCUCUAACCGAAGCCCACCCGCCGUCACCAUGGCAUGCAGUUUGCAGAAGCUGUUUGCUGUGGAAGAGGAGUUUGAGGAUGAGGAUUUCUUGUCCGCUGUGGAGGAUGCAGAGAACCAGUUUGCUGGCUCGGGACCUGUGAAUGCUGGAUGCCUCAGACCCGUCCCUUCCCGGGCACCAGGGACGGCGCAGACACAGUCUUCCCGGCCGCUGCCGUCACGUCCCACUGCGUCUUCAGAGGCUUCGGGCCUGCCAAGCCUGGGACUCUGUCUUCCACCCUCCAGCAUGCUCAGGGCCACCAGGGGUCCGCCUUCCACGGCAACAGGCCCCCUGAGGCCCGUCUCAGCUGCCGGCAGCUGGACGGGCAGUCCGAGGAGAGCGACACUGACAGAAGCGCUCAAAGAGCCAGCGAGACCCCCAUCCUCAGCCUCUCGCUCCCUGCUUCCCUCUGAGAGCAAACAGCAGGGGGCUGGUAGCUUCGAGGGGCCUGAACACGAUGAAUUUGACGAGGUCCUGGCCAGCAUGGAGCUGGAAGGGCCUGGCAUGGAGCUGGACCUUGGAGCUAACAGUGAGGCCACUGGAGUUCUACCCACCGGGCAGCGGGAAGACGUCACAUUGGCUAAAAAGGCUCGCGUAGCCGGUCCGAGCAGAUCUUGCCAAAAGGGGCCCAUGCCUGCCACCCACGUGACGGGUAUCACGGCAGCCCAGGACCAGUCUCCAGAUCCUCUUGUCUACUGCGGGUCCCCGCAGCCCCACGUGAGACCUGGGGCCGUGGGGAACCUUCCUGUCCCCGCUGCCUCGACAGUUCCUGCUCAGCAGCCCCGCUGGGAAGCCUGUUCCCCACUUCGAGGAGCCCCGCCUCUUCCAGCUGCUGGAAGGCCCCUUCAGAGUAGCCCUCAAAACCGUGCCCCCUGUCAGUCAUUCCAGUCUCCAAAGGCCCACUUAAGUGGCCAACCCAGUUUUCCACGAACUCCCAACUCAAACUAUUCUACUCCCUCCAGGGCUGUCUCUGGGUUUUUCCCUCGGGGGCCCUUACAACCCCGAGCUCCAGCGUCUUCUGUUGAGUCUCCUGUCAGCACCCCCAAGGGCCCUCACUCCCCCCUGGCUCCCCAAGCAGCUCUGCAGACGCCCAUAGUCACCAACCACCUGGUACAGCUGGUCACUGCCGCCAGCCGCACACCCCAGCAGCCGCCGCGCACCGCCACCCGCGCCAAAGCACGCCGCUUCCCGGGCCCAGCAGGGAUCCUACCUCACCAACGCAGUGCGAGAAACCUGGAGGAGAUCAUGGUUUCCACGCCCCACACGCCGACUCACGGGGCUCUGGCUAAAUUCCAGGCGGAGGUUGGCACCGGUUCCCCGGCGUCGGUGGAGGACGAUUUCGGGCGAGGGCCCUGGCUGACCAUGAAGUACGCCCUGGGCCUGGACGAGAGAGACCCCGCCUGCUUCCUCUGCACCUACAGCGUCAUCAUGGUGCUGCGGAAGGCAGCCCUGAAGCAGCUUCCCGGGAACAAGGUCCCCAGCAUGGCAGUGAUGAUCAAGUCCCUGACUCGGAGCACGAGGGACGCCAGCGCGGUCUUCAAGGACCCCACGGGAGAGAUGCAGGGCACAGUGCAUAGGUCGCUGCUUGAGACGCACCAGAAUGAGUUGAAGCCUGGCUCAGUGCUGCUGCUAAAGCAGAUUGGGGUGUUUUCUCCUUCGCUCCGAAACCACUACCUCAACGUGACGCCCAACAACCUGGUGCGCGUUUACGGCCCGGAUUCUGGGGAGGGGAGCUCCCUCCGGCCACCUCAGCCCCUCCCCAAGGACCCAGGUGGCUUCCACGGCAGCCUCCAGCCUGACACUGUGGAGCCCGGGAAAGACCACGGAACAGCACAGAACCCAGAGGCAAGGACACUCCCCGAAGAACUCCCAGAAGCAGAUGACCUGGAUGGGCUCCUGAGUGAGCUCCCCGAGGACUUCUUCUGUGGGAGCAGCAGCUGGGACCGCCUCCAGGCGGGGCACCCUCCCUGAGCAGGCGGGGCUCUGGUUGUGUCCGAUCACGCCCACGCGGGAGGAAGACAGCGCGAUUGGAGAACAAGCAACGCUCGGGGCUUCUGAGGCUGCUCCCACCCUGGAUGCUGCCCCCACCCUGGAUGCUGCCCCCGAGAAGACCCUCGUCCCUUGGAAUCCGCACCACUGUCACGGGGGUCUCCUUCGGCAUUCCGGAACUCAGCCCAAGGCUGUCCCCCAGGCCCUGGGGCGCGGUGUUCUCCUGUCAACCGCGGGGGGGCACUGCUGUCCCGCCUCAUCUUGACUUCAGAGGACACUGGGCCUGGUCCCCCUACCCCCCAGCCCCUGCACAGCUGGGAGCCGGAGGACCCACACCACAGCAUGGCGAUCUGUCCCUGAGGACGGGGAGGGACGCACUCAGACUGCCUUCCACUUUGUCUCUUGAGGCCUGCAGCUGCCCAGUUUGCCUGUGUCCGAGGCCCACGGGUGUGGGGCAGGGGCGUGGCGAGGCCGCCUUGCUCUGAAAUAAAGCGGC